GUUAACGACAACAACGACGACGGCAGCGACAGUAGUGGCGGCAAGAAGAAAUCUUGUGUGUGUGUGCGCCGCAGAGCUUAUAAUACUUGACUAAUGACUAGAUACCAGACUCAUCGUGUUUGUUUAUCAGUAUACAUUCGGAUUCUGUAGACUUCGGGUGGUCGUAAAAAGCAUUUCUUUUUUAUCGUUCUUUGUUUUUGUGUUGCCGAUACCGCGGCGCGUAUACACUCAAGAUUGGAGCGUGAUGACAACUGAUGUAACUACAUUUACCGCAACUACGACUUCUACAAAUUUUUCAAAAAACAUGAUUACGGGUAUUUCGUCGAUACCGACGGUAGUGUCACCGCUACAAUCAUCGGCGUCUUUGAUGUCCCACAAUUGUAAUAAUCGCAAAGAUACCAACGAAAAUUGCGAGCGGUAUAAAGUGACGAUGAAAAACAAGACUGCUGAGAAAAGAUGUUCGGUAUUUGAUCUCACUCCGAACAAUGUUCGUUGUGUAAACAGCAAGUUUGAAAAAAUUAAAAAAGAAGUUUGUGAUGAUGAUAAAUCAGAGUAUUUUAUAAUUGUAAAUUUUUCUCAAUCGUUCGAGAAAGAUUAUCUCACGGAACGCAAAAGCGAUCAUUAUAUUUUCAACAGAUGGUCAAAAAUUGAUGAAAAGUUAUUGAAAAGCACAUUAUCGUAUUUUAAUACGAUGAAAACGACCAACGAUUCCGGAUUACCGUCGAAUCAUCAUCAUCAUCGUCAUCACCAACAAGAAGCGAAUCAACACACAGAUACAUCAUGCGGCGUAGUUGGAGAAUCUUCAUGCUGUGUAGAAAAUGAUGGUCGCCGCAUUCAUAUAAUACUCACGGGAUUGAAUUUGUUCAACAUAUCCAAAUGUUUCCUUCAUCUAGAUUCUAAUGUGAUAUUUAAUUUUAAUAUUGGUUUGCGUUUAUAUUCCAAAUCUCUGUCCGGUAGAUUGCCAUUUUGCAUGACAAAGUCUUUUAUAGCCUACACUCCGUCCAACGCGAUGGCGGUAAAUAUUAAUAAUUAUACGGUAUGGUCGCCUACACUCGAAGAACACAUAAUACAUAAUCAAAAUAUCGGAUAUUUUAAAAAUUUACAACUAUCAAAAACUCGUUUAAUUUUCUCAAAGUUAAUAUCAAAUUCAGAGUGUCGCGAUGCUAAAAUACACCACAAUGGCUUUAAUAAUAAUUUUCCCGACAAAGAGGCUAUAUUGAGUAAGCUUUUGAUUUCUCGUAAACGAAAACGCAACAAUAAUAUGAAUCUAACGACAACUUUUACUUCUUUCAGUAUCAAUAUUUAUAAUUUCAUAUAUAUAAUGUUUGAUUUAGACGUUUUGUGUUUGAUAUUAUCGAGUAUCGCGAAAGAAUUACACAUAAGCAUUACAAACUCCAAAGUGAUAAUGCCCGGAUUUAUUGUAGAGAGAUUAUCGUUUUAAAAAAAAAAAGCUUCCUUCUAUCGUGUGGAUGCGUUUAUUGCCACGAAAUCCCACGAGCAUCAAAAACUCGAUGCGAAUGCACUCGAAUUGGCGAUCAGACUAGACGCGAUCGCUCGACUCUUAAAAAAAAAUACCCACUUUGUCGUUAAAUUUGUAAACGAGAAUUUAUAGUGCAACUCUUAAACGAGAAUUUAUAGUGUGAGUGCUCUUAUGUGGUGUAUCUCACCGUCGUAGCAACGCCUCGAAAGGAGUAAAAUCUCUUGCGCCUCUUGCCUUAGUUUUAUUAUAGGAUGUGUGUGGUGGUGGUGUUUAUAGGAUAUAUACUAAAGACUGUAUUUUAAAACCUCUUUAUUGGUUCAAUAAUACUUUUUGUGUGAGUAUAAGAGUAUAAGAAUACUUAGAGUAGCGCGAAUACUUAUUAAUAAUACAAAAGCAGCAUAUAUGGUUGGUGAUUAAUGAAAUGUAUACAAUAAAGAAUGUUCUAU
Molecule: messenger RNA, 1926 nt
Organism: Melanaphis sacchari
Lineage: Eukaryota; Metazoa; Arthropoda; Insecta; Hemiptera; Aphididae
Exons: 2
Coding region: 245-1441 (398 amino acids)
Source: RefSeq, a predicted model, not a curated record